Belonocnema kinseyi is the source of this 1440-nucleotide messenger RNA. It is a transcript of the gene Secp43, whose product is annotated as tRNA selenocysteine 1-associated protein 1. Gene Ontology annotation, molecular function: RNA binding. The record is from RefSeq and is a predicted model, not a curated record. The coding region runs from base 324 to 1196 and encodes 290 amino acids. The transcript has 5 exons. Lineage: Eukaryota; Metazoa; Arthropoda; Insecta; Hymenoptera; Cynipidae.
AACAGUGGUCGUUUCCAGUGACAUAUUUUCGUUAUAAAACGUUGUAAUUUUCACGAACCUUCAAUAUUUUGCUCCUCUAAAAGGAAACAUAAUUUAGCAGCGAGAUUUUCUGCCAUUUUAGUCGGCUUAGCAAUUAACCAGACGACAUUUGUCAAUAAGUAUUAAAUAAAUUGCAAGAGUGAAUCUUGAACAAUAUAAUCAAACCACAGAUCGAUGUCAACAAGUCAACAUUACGCAUGUCAACACACUGAAAAUUGCACUUUACGUUCGUUCACAAGUGCCAUGUUGCGACAUCUCAGCAGGAAAAUCAAGAAAAUAAUUUCAUGUUUAAAAUGAUCCAGUUACGAUGUGCGUUGGAACCGUAUAUGACGGAAAGUUUUAUUAUGAAUGCUUUUCAUAAAAUGAAUGAGCAGCCUCAAACAGUGAAAGUAAUGCGAAACCGUUACACCGGCGAACCAGCUGGAUAUUGUUUUGUUCACUUCCCAACUGACGAAAUGGCUCUCGAUGCAAUGCACAAACUAAAUGGAAAAGUUAUCCCAGGUUCAAGUCCCCCUGUCCGAUUUCGUUUGAACCACGCAAGUACAACAGGAAAGCCGGCCGCAGACAGAGAGUUCAGCAUUUGGGUCGGAGACCUUUCCACUGAAGUGGACGAUUAUUCUCUCUACAGAACCUUCGCCGCCAAGUACAAUUCCAUUCGAACCGCCAAAGUAAUCCUCGACAGUUCCGGAUUCAGCAAGGGCUACGGUUUCGUCAGAUUCGCCAAUGAAGAAGAGCAGAAAAAUUGUUUAGUGAGCAUGAACGGAUACAGAGGUCUUGGUACCAAGUCCUUGAAAAUCUGCAAUGCUGUUCCAAGGCCUUGGAGUAAAUCAGGUAGGUCUUCUCCACCGCCCUCAUCUUCCGACUAUUCGUCAAAUCUCGGCUCGGAAGCUUACAAUUACUAUGACACAUCUUCUUACUGGAACAGCUAUAGUGCGUGGCAACAAGGAUAUUAUGAAAGUGAACCAACUUCUGAUGGUUACAGUAAUUAUAUAACCGAUCAAAAACCGGAGGAAGACGAGCUGGAACUUAUAGAACACUCGGCCCCAGCCGACGUCGACAAAAUUAACAGGGAAGUGAUUGAACAAGACUACAAUUUAUGGGACAAAUUGGAAAGUUCAAAGUGGAUACCUUGUGAUACUAUCGAAUUGUGUUACUGACUCUCUAGUGCAGUGAAUUGAACAGUUUACGAACUUGAACGUCCUCAAGCUGCAAUUUUUAGCAGACUAACAACUCUGUCCAAUAUUUUUGCAUCACAGAGAGUUGCUUAUUCUACAAAGACGAAUAAUUUCAAAUUGACUUCCACUCAAUUUCGAUGCGCACGGAUAUUAUGAAUCCCAGCAACGUAGAAUAAGUGAGCCGAAAAAUCAUUUAAACCAAUAAACGAAUUACAUAGAUCAAAAA